GCAGGCAGGAGGAGCUGGGCACCAUGAGCCGGGAACUGAAGCAGAAGAGAAGCAGCUUCGAGGCCACCUACACGGCGCUGAAGGAGGAGGCCUCCCGGCUGGAUCAGGCACAGCGGGAGAUGCGGGAGCUGAUCCGGCAGCGCGUGGAGCAGCUGGUGCGGCUGCUCCGGCAGGAGGAAGAGGAGCUGCUGGGACUGGUGGAGGUGCGGCAGGAGCAGGGUCGGCGGGAGCUGGCAAGGGAGCUGCAGCGCGUGGAGGGGGUGCUGCGUCGGAUGGAGGCGGGCGAGCGGCUGGUGGAGAAGAUGAACCUCUAUGCCACGGAGCAGGAGGUGAUGGACAUGCAGCCCUUCAUCAAGAACUCGCUGAAGGAACUGCAGCAGCUGCAGCCGCCGGCAGCCAGGGACCAAGCGCAGCUCGGGGACUUGGCCGAGUGCCGAACCAGGCUGCAGGCGCUGGUGGAGCGCGUCACGGGACACCCAGCUACCAAUUCCCAAGCUGUCCCCAUGGUCGAGGUGUCCCUGGAGAACGAUCUGGUGAGAUGUCCGUGUUUCAUUCCG
Messenger RNA from Egretta garzetta (little egret), 557 nucleotides. Its product is annotated as protein PML-like. NCBI's taxonomy places the organism in Eukaryota, Metazoa, Chordata, Aves, Pelecaniformes, Ardeidae. The annotation marks the transcript as partial. The transcript is spliced from 2 exons. The record is from RefSeq and is a predicted model, not a curated record.